This is a messenger RNA of Cimex lectularius (bed bug), 1018 nucleotides long. RefSeq lists its product as uncharacterized. The record is from RefSeq and is a predicted model, not a curated record. The coding region runs from base 282 to 1001 and encodes 239 amino acids. The transcript is spliced from 4 exons. NCBI's taxonomy places the organism in Eukaryota, Metazoa, Arthropoda, Insecta, Hemiptera, Cimicidae.
AAAUGGCUUUAUUAGUGCCAAGUUUUAGCUGAAUUUGUCCUUUCAGGUUCUUACAUAAUUACUGCCAACUGUUGCGAGGAUGUUCAUAUUAAUUAGGGGUGUCUGUCAUACUUAUUUGGUAGGAGAUGGUGAUCUACAAUGCAGAUAUUCAAAAUAAAGAACAUUUUCAAUCCGCAAUCAUGUGUUCGACGAACCAAUGACAUUUUGAAAAAUUGAAAUAGCCUUGUUGCGAAAAGAUCUUCAGGCCUCCCGUAUCAAAAUUCCAAAUUUAAACCGCCGCCAUGUUGCGAAGGGGAGACGAAGACUCGGACGAACUGGAAUGCGAUAGGAUUCACAUUCUCAAAUUUAAAAAUUACGAUGAAUACUUAGACGAUCUCAUUUCCGAAAAUGACCUCUUCUAUCUUCGGAGCAGGAUGCUUACGAGGGAAAUCGCUCGGCUCGGCUACAGGAGUAGCGGCGAUACCCUUUCCGAGUCCGAGUUUAAGAGGAGGAGGGAAAAAGUCAAAUCACUUAUGACACCGAUCAAGAUCAUCCAGACGUGCAUCAGUACAAAGCUCUCCCUCGGUUCGGACCAGCUGAUCGAAGAGUUGGCGGUGAGAGAGAGAGCCAACAGAUCCGCGGUUUUAUUGUCAAUAAUAUACAUAAGAGUGAGCAACAAACGUGGGACCGAGGUGGCCGGUUUUAUAGAUUACAACAGCCGUCUCGUCCACUCUGACAUGACCGGCUUCUUCUUGGGGAAGAAGAAGCUCUGGCCCAUGCAGACGGACCUGGGCUUCUUCAACUGCAAGAACAAGACGAGCCGGACCAAUCACACGGAUCAGAUCGAGAGUCUCGUUGAUCCUGUUAAAGGGCUUCUUUUCAAGCAUAAAUGGGACAAUCUGAUAAUUGAUCCGAACCCCAGGGUCGAACACCCGGGCGUCUGCACCUGCCGCACCGUAGUCAAAUCUCCCUCGUAUCACCAGUGCGUGAUUUUCGACCACGUUAUCCGGACAAUGAAUUAAUAAACGAUUUAUAAAAA